GCAAGAGGAAAUAUUAGAGCCAAGAUGGCGGCGCUUUUCAAAGCACGGAAAGCUCUGGUCAUGGUAGCGGGUCAUGGUGCUCGUUGUUUGACCCAGCUUGCAGAGUUGCCAGAAUUGCAUCAAAUGAUGAGACAGACAUGUAGAGACUAUGCUCAAAAGGAACUUGUGCCAAUCGCUGCCCAGCUGGAUAAAGAUCACAUGUUCCCAGCCAAGCAGGUACUAGAGCUUGGCGCGAUGGGGGUCAUGGCUGUAGAGGUACCAGAGAAUCUGGGUGGAGCUGGGAUGGAUUAUCUCGCAUACAGUCUCGCCGUGGAAGAGCUCAGCAGAGGAUGUGCCUCAACUGGAGUCAUCGUCAGUGUGAAUAAUUCACUGUAUCUGGGUCCGAUUAUGAAGUUUGGCACAGAGGAACAGAAAAAGCAAUGGAUUACACCCUUCACCACGGGGGAAAAAGUGGGAUGUUUUGCUCUGAGUGAGCCAGGAAACGGCAGUGAUGCAGGUGCCGCAUCAACAUUGGCGCGGAAGGAGGGAGACGAGUGGGUUCUGAAUGGAACCAAGGCCUGGAUAACCAACUGCUGGGAUGCUUCGGCCACGGUUGUAUUUGCUACAACAGACAAGAGCCUAAAGCACAAGGGAAUUAGUGCGUUCCUGGUGCCGAUGCCUCAUCCGGGGUUGUCUUUAGGGAAGAAAGAGGACAAACUGGGAAUUCGGGCUUCAUCCACUGCCAAUAUCAUUCUGGAAGACUGUCGUAUCCCACUCGGCAACAUGCUGGGAGAAAGGGGAAUGGGCUUCAAGAUUGCAAUGCAAACUCUGGACAGUGGGCGGAUCGGUAUAGCAGCACAGGCUCUUGGGAUUGCACAGGCGGCGCUGGACUGUGCUGCUGAUUACGCUCAUAAGAGAACAGCUUUCGGUGCUCCGAUUGGGAAACUGCAGGCAAUACAGUUCAAAUUAGCAGACAUGGCUGUAGCUAUAGAGAGCGCUCGGCUUCUCACCUGGAAAGCUGCAAUUCUGCGGGACGCAAAGAAACCUUUUAUGAAGGAAGCUGCAAUGGCAAAACUUGCUGCAUCUGAGGCUGCAACAUUUGUCUCUCAUCAGGCCAUCCAGGUGCUGGGCGGAAUGGGUUACGUAACAGACAUGCCUGCUGAGAGACACUACCGAGAUGCCCGCAUCACAGAAAUCUACGAAGGCACCAGCGAGAUCCAGAGAUUAGUCAUUGCAAACAACAUUCUUAAAGAAUAUCAACAGUAGGAGCUGAAGUUCAUGUAAACAAUGCUGUUACGUCUUUGUGCCUGGAAUCUCUGAUCUGAUCUGAUCAGCUACAGACCACCGAACUAUGAAGAUAUAGCCUUGGAAAUUUGUUGAUCCUUGAGACUGGCUGAUUGCAAUUUCUUAUUUAUACCACAAGAGUGCAGUAGAGUGCCUGAAACUUUGCCUUUGGUUGCAUUAGGGUGCCACUGAAAUAAAAACCUCAGGAUUUUGAGGAAAACUAACAAACGUAAAUCUUGCUGAUUACAUUGGGAAUGUAAAAUGCAUAUUUGAUUGUACAUAAACAAUGUGUAUUUGUAUCAUUUAACAUUUUAAUAAAAAAAUUU
This is a messenger RNA of Xyrauchen texanus (razorback sucker), 1589 nucleotides long. Its product is annotated as short-chain specific acyl-CoA dehydrogenase, mitochondrial-like. Gene Ontology annotation, cellular component: mitochondrion. Gene Ontology annotation, biological process: butyrate catabolic process; fatty acid beta-oxidation using acyl-CoA dehydrogenase. The coding region runs from base 25 to 1245 and encodes 406 amino acids. The record is from RefSeq and is a predicted model, not a curated record. NCBI's taxonomy places the organism in Eukaryota, Metazoa, Chordata, Actinopteri, Cypriniformes, Catostomidae. The transcript has 10 exons. Gene Ontology annotation, molecular function: flavin adenine dinucleotide binding.